UGCUCUUCCCCCGUAGCACCACGAAGAAGUGAUUGUGGGCGGAUUGUGGUCCUCUUGGCUCUCAUCUACAAAGCAACCAAACCUUCUAAUUCUAAAAUUAAUACAUUCUAACACGUUUGUAUCAUAUCAUGUGUUAGAUAUUCAUAUUCGUAUUAUCCAGGGUGUUCAGAGAAAUCCGACGGGCGAUGUUUGAGUCUACUGGCAAAGCAUAGUACCAACCCAUCCUCAUCACUACAAUGCUGACACCCCUCGCCCCACCUCUCCUCUCAACAGUGCAGUGAACCAAAUGGGUCAUUGCGCUUGCGCCGUCCAUGUCCUGCUUCUCCUGCUGCUACAGAUCCAGCAGAUAUAUGCUGAUGAUGGGCAGCUGGACUGUGUGUGUGAGGGCCGGAGCUGUCUCCAGACCCCCCGGUGCCGGGGAUCCCAGUGCUACUCGUCCGUGACGGUGAGCAGCGACGGGGCCGUGUUCAGCCGCGGCUGCCUGCAGGGCCUGGAGCAGAGCCGCCUCAUCUGCUCCACGGCGCCCUCUCUCCGGCACGCCAUGCACUGCUGCUCCCAGCACAUGUGCAACGGCAACGCCACCGCCGACUCUCUGCUGCCCCUGCUGCUGUCCGCCCCUGAGGGCGAGCCAGAGCGGUACCGUAUGGAGACCCUGGCGCUGUUUGUGCUGGGCCCAGUGGUGAUCCUGGCCCUGCUGUCCGUGCUGUCUGUGCUGGCCUGCAGGAGGCUGCACCACGGACGCCUCCAGAGGCUGCAGGAGUUUGACCCCGAGCAGAGCGCCAUCGACGGCCUCAUCACCUCCAACGUGGGGGACAGCACCCUGGCGGACCUGUUUGACCACUCCUGUACGUCAGGCAGUGGGUCCGGCCUGCCCUUCCUGGUCCAGAGAACCGUGGCCAGACAGAUCAGCCUUGUGGAGUGUGUGGGUAAGGGGCGGUACGGAGAGGUGUGGCGCGGGCAGUGGCAGGGAGAGAACGUGGCCGUGAAGAUCUUCUCCUCCAGAGACGAGAGGUCGUGGUUCAGAGAGACCGAGAUCUAUAACACCGUCCUCCUCCGACACGAAAACAUACUGGGCUUCAUGGCGUCCGACAUGACGUCCCGCAACUCCAGCACCCAGCUGUGGCUCAUCACCCACUACCACGACAACGGCUCGCUCUACGACUACCUGCAGCGCGUCGCCGUGGAGACGGCGGAGGGCCUGGCCAUGGCGGCGUCGGUGGCGUGCGGCCUGGUGCACCUGCACACAGAGAUCUUCGGCACGGAGGGCAAGCCGGCCAUCGCCCACCGCGACCUGAAGAGCAAGAACGUCCUGGUCACCAAGGAGCUGCGCUGCUGCAUCGCUGACCUGGGCCUGGCAGUAACCCACUCCCAGUCAGACAACCUGCUGGAUGUGGGCAACAACCCCAAGGUGGGCACCAAGCGCUACAUGGCUCCGGAGGUGCUGGACGAGUCCAUCCAGACGGACUGCUUCGACGCCUACAAGAGGGUGGACAUCUGGGCCUUUGGGCUGGUGCUGUGGGAGAUCGCCAGGCGCACGUAUAGCAAUGGCAUCGUGGAGGAGUACAAGCCUCCGUUCUACGACCAGGUGCCGAGCGACCCCAGCUUUGAGGACAUGAGGAAGGUGGUGUGUGUGGAGCAGCAGAGGCCCUUCAUCCCCAACCGCUGGUUCUCAGACCCGACGCUGUCAGCGCUGGUGAAGCUGAUGAAGGAGUGCUGGUACCAAAACCCGUCGGCGCGCCUCACGGCCCUGCGCAUCAAGAAGACCCUGGACAAGAUCCACAGCUCCCUGGAGAAGGGCAAGGAGUCUUGAAGAGCGAGUAGGAGGGGGGGAAAUCCCCCCCCUUUUUUUCUUUUCUUCUACUCCCCCCCCCCCCUUCCCCUGCCACUUCCCCACCACCAGGACCUGACCGCUGCUCCUGCUGCUGCUACUACUGGACAGGAACCUGUUGAUGUCGUCAUGGUCACCGCGCUGGACUGUAACUGUGUUACAUGUAGACUGUUUUGAAAUCCGUGGCAUUCUGUACCGUACUCUGCUUCAGUGCCCUCAAAAGGACUGCUCUGGUUUAACACACAGUCUGUCACAUACCCACAUAAAUUGUUUGUUGGUCUCAGUAGCCAAUCAGUUACGUUUGUAGUUCCUGUGUUCGACUAAACAGACAAUCAAGAUGUGUUCCACUGGCGCCUUGUUAAGACAAACUUGCCAUUCUAACACACACACACACACACCAAGAGGAAAAGAGCCAAUAGAAUCAAAUGAACUUAUAGCAAAUAUUUAUAAUAUAUAAACAAUUAUUAUACUAAGGAUGUGUGUGGCUGGGGUACAAUGCUAUAGGCUGGUGUGAUUGUAGGGAUAUGUACAUUUUCUUUACCUGUAAGACUAGUAGGACAUGUAUGUUGAUAUAGAGAAAAGAAAGUUACUUCCACAACUUUGUGUGCUUAAUGCAGAAAUACUUUCAGUAAAAUAGGAACACUAAAGAUUUAUAAUACUUUAACAGGUGGCUUUAAAAGAAGAGGGAGAGACACGUAUGCAUUAGGAAAGUAUUUUAUUAUUUUAUUCAUGAAUUUCAGAACCUAAUUCAAGGGAUCCAAUUGUUUGUUUGCCGAGUGGGCUGAUCGUUUUUGAAAUAUUGUUGCUUUUCUUUUUUUUGUACAUGUAAUAAAACACUUACUGCACUGUCA
Molecule: messenger RNA, 2679 nt
Organism: Osmerus eperlanus (European smelt)
Lineage: Eukaryota; Metazoa; Chordata; Actinopteri; Osmeriformes; Osmeridae
Gene: acvr1l
Product: activin A receptor, type 1 like
Exons: 11
Coding region: 287-1810 (507 amino acids)
Biological process (GO): cellular response to growth factor stimulus; transforming growth factor beta receptor signaling pathway; protein phosphorylation
Cellular component (GO): BMP receptor complex; plasma membrane
Molecular function (GO): ATP binding; transmembrane receptor protein serine/threonine kinase activity
Source: RefSeq, a predicted model, not a curated record